GUUACCUUGGAAGCGAGAGGAAACUCUGCAGGCAUUUGCACUGCAGGUUCGGCUCUGUGCUGGCUUGGAGGAAUGUGACAAAUACUCGGUUGGAUCACGGAAGUAAACAGCAAAACGCGCUACAGUACUGUUGACGGGAAAGUCUCCACGCGGAUGUUUUUGGUAUGAAAGUAUAUUUUUGACGUGAACGUUGGAAACCAUGUCCCAGCCACGGGUCGUGCAGUUGUCUCCGCCGUCGCUCGCGCUGGUCUUCGCUCAGGACAAGGAGAGCUCGAGGACCGCUUCCAGCGCAAGCGGUGGAGACAUUUUUGCGGAUUUUAAAGCGCAAAAUAUGCGCAGCUUCUGGAAUAAGAGACUGGUCAAAGCCAUGACAGAGGUUCACUUCCAGGGAUGGAUGGAGAAUUUUGUGCUCGUAGUCCAGGGGAACGCGAACCACCUGGAAGUGCUGCGGGAAGCGUGGAUGCGAAGAGCGCUGCGGUCUCCGCGAGGAUUUACCAUCCGCGCUGUGGGUGACCUCUCCCCCGUGCAGAUGGCUCCCAUCACGCAGUCCCAGUUCAUCCCUCUUUCUGAGGUGCUCUGCUCCGUCAUAUCCGACAUGAACACUGCUCAUACCACCGUCAGCCAGGAGGCGCUGUUCAGCCACAUGAUGAAGGCCUACCCAGGUAUGACCAUUCCCACCCAGGACAUCCUGUACAAUGCGUUGGGCUCGCUGAUAAAGGAGAGGAAGAUUUACCACACGGGGGAGGGCUACUUCAUUGUUACCCCGCAGACGUACUUUAUCACCAACAGCGUUGUGAAGGACAAGCACUGGUGGACCUCCGCUGAGAACGAUCCCCCCUCACCCCCUCCCAUCACCUACCUGGUGAGCAGUGAGAGCUGCGUGGAGAGCUCUGCACUGCCUCCCCCAGAGCCCCCCCCUGUGGCUCACUGUAAGUCCUGCAGCUGCUUCUCCACCUCUGCUCCAGACCAGCACUCCGUCACCGAGAGCACAGCCAGGAGCCUCAAGUGGCCCCGCGACCCCAAGCCCUCCAUCCAGCAUCAGGCCACCUCCACGGCUGCCCACUAUCAGCCCAGCGAGAUGAGCAAGUCCACCACCAGCCGCAAGGACAAGGAGAAGGACAAGGAGAAGGUGGGCCGCAAGUUCGGGCUCAGCUUCUUCCGCCGCAACGCAGGAAAGAAGGAGAAGCCUCGGAAGGAGUAUGCCACGUUCUCGGGACAGUUCCCCCCAGCAGAGUGGCCUGUUCGGGACGAGGACGAUCUGAACAACCUGCCACGCGACCUGGAGCAUGCCAUCAUCAGACGCAUCAACCCGGAGCUGACUGUGGACAACCUGGUGCGCCACACUGUCCUGAUGAAGCGGCUGGAGGAGAAGGGCGGUGAGAAGGCUGUUGACCGGGGAGUGUCCACAGAGAUCCUGGCCUCCAAGCAGGGGCACCCAUCAGACAAACCUGGCAAGAGGUCCACCUCCAGAACCCCCCGGAGCAAGAAGAGAGCGCGCUCCUCCAGAGAGAAGCAGAAGCAGAAGAGGAAGGGUUUGAGCCCCGAUGACCCAGGCCUGGAUCUCGGUCCUUCCCCCCGGGGCUUGGAGGUGGAUGAAACAGUCCCUCCAGCCCAUCCACAUUCUACUGCCGACCCCAAAAAUGUGUUAAAGAUGCGGAUUGAGAAUCCCUUCUUGAGCCGGUCAGGGCUGCAGAGGAAGCCAGAGGAGAGCCGGCAGACAGGGGGCAGCAAAGAGCACACAGGAUAUAGGUCAAAAUCCUGGGAUCCGUCCCAAAAUAAGAAACCCUUCAACACAACUGGGACACCACUGGCCACUAAGGACAGGUCCUGUGAGACAUUGGACACACAACCAGAGAAAGAGCUUCUUGGAGACUAUAGCUCCAGUUACCCGGAGACCAGCACCCUGAGAAUAGAAGACAAAAAUAAGAAGCUGACAGAGACUAAAGUGAGAGGCAGGGGCUUAAAUGAUCAUAAGGGGAAUGACACUAAAUAUAAGACCUCUCAGGAUGAGAACGCGCGGGGUAGAUUGCAUCAACAGUAUGCCCCAAGGCAGACUAACAUUGUUGACCUUCCUGCCCAUCCAGUUCUAACCCAAAUCUCCCAUCAGAUUAGUACAGCGGUCUCCCCGUAUGGGCCGAAUCCCAGCACUCAACACCUACUCGGCCUGUCUGCCCAACAGCAGCGGCCAGGUCACUACAGCUCACACACUCCACAGCCGCUAAAGAGCAGCGCCUCUCGGGCAGACUCGGGACAAACGGAGAGCGACAGCUUCACAGAUGAAGACCAGAUGCUCUACCAGAGGGAGGUAGAGGAGGACGAUGACGCCUGCAGCUCCCUCUAUCUGAAUGAGGACUCCAUGAACGAGGGCAGCGAGGUCAGCCACUCAGAAAGGAUCCUAUAUCAGCAGUCCUCUGCCGAGGGAGACGGGGACAGCACUUUUGUGGAGGGCGGGGUGCACCAGGGGUCUGUACUGGGAACCAAUCAACAAGUGGACUGCAGAUGGCAUGAGCCAAGUUCCCAGCAGCCCUCCAGCCUGUGCGUUCCUGCACGGGCUUCCCUGGCCCCACCGCGGCCCGGAGGAGAAGCAGAGCCCAGGGCAGUGUCUCUGAGCGGCGCACCGGGAGCCUGUCAGGGUAGCGAGGUGGAUUCGGACACAGAGACUCUGCACAGGUCAGCUGAUGAGGCAGAGCUCCAGGGGGCUGCCGGGAGCCCCUGUCCUGCCGCAGCCAAUCAGAGUGUCCCUACAGGUGGUGGCACAGGCGAGGCAGUGGAAAACCACAGCAGCACAGGAGACAGUGGGAUCGACUCUCCCAGGACGCAGGGGAGCCUGGCCUCCAGCGGUGCUGGGAUCGCAGACGGGUUGAAGCAGCAGGUCUUCCUUCAGGACCUGGAGAAGCUGCACUCCCGGCACUCACAGAAGUCCUUACUGCAGCUCACGCCCACCAUGAACGUUUGAACACUGCCACUCUGCGAGGGUCCACAGUCCUGCCUGCCUACUGUACAAAUGUAAAUGUAUCCACUGUGUAUAAAAAUUUAAAAUGGUCCAGUAUCCAUAUCCUAUGUUGUGUAUUUGCAGACCUGUGCAUGACUUAUAGUUCAGGUAAAAUACUAUUUUUGUAUUCUUAUGCCAGAGGGACAUUUAUUUCUGAUAUUCUAAGGAUAUUUUGAGAGCUUAAAACCUGAAAUGAGUUCAAUAUUUUAUCAGUACUGACUUUUCAUGUUGACAUUUGUCAGGAAUUAAAAUACAGCAAAAUAGCCA
Molecule: messenger RNA, 3259 nt
Organism: Conger conger (European conger)
Lineage: Eukaryota; Metazoa; Chordata; Actinopteri; Anguilliformes; Congridae
Gene: stox1
Product: storkhead box 1
Exons: 4
Coding region: 200-2956 (918 amino acids)
Biological process (GO): positive regulation of transcription by RNA polymerase II
Cellular component (GO): cytoplasm; nucleus
Molecular function (GO): RNA polymerase II transcription regulatory region sequence-specific DNA binding; DNA-binding transcription activator activity, RNA polymerase II-specific
Source: RefSeq, a predicted model, not a curated record